UAUGUUGUUGCACCGCGGAUGUAUUUUCAUGUAACACGUUUUAGCAGAAUCUUGAUUCCGUCCACCCGUUCUCUUAAUACAUCCAUGCUACCAGCGGCUCGUGGUAGGGAGGGAGGCUUUAACAGCGUCACAUUUCAUCUCUUGCAUUACAUUAAUUUGUCCGAAAGUUACAUACAUUAUUAUUGAUACACUGCGGUUAAUUUAACCUCGAAGAGAAAGCUAACAGAGCGGUUAUUUGGUUAACUAAGCUAACCAACGGUUAGUACAGUGCGUCUGUCAAAUCCGUCCUCGCCCUUUGAGCUGUCAUAUCACCGAGAGGUGCACACUGGACGAGCAGGAAACAUGACGAGUUUGGCGAGUCGGGUGUUUUUCAGGGUGGACAGGGUGUGUCGCCACCUCCCCGUGGUCCUCAACACUUUCCUGGUCUUCUCAAUCACCGGGGAAGUGAGCUACCUGGUGCUGGUCGAGCCUUCGCUGGAGGCGGACCAGAAUAAGACGGUGUGGUCCGCCUGGUGGAAAGCGGUCCACCUGCUGGCUCAGUACUUCAUGCUGGGAAACAUCUGCUGGAACGCCCUGCUCUUCCUCAGAACCAGCCCCAGCAUAAAGGGGGUGUUCCUGGGAGGACAGGGUAUGGGCCAGGGGUGGAGGUACUGCUAUACAUGUGAGACACAUACUCCUCCUCGCUGCUCCCAUUGCUACGACUGCAAAGUGUGUGUUCUGCGGCGGGAUCACCACUGCGUCUUUUUUGGCCAGUGUGUGGGCUUCCGUAACUACCGCUACUUCCUGUGCUGCUUGUUUUUUAUGUGGUCGGGCCUCCUGUACGCCACUCUGAUGAAUGCAGAGGUCUUCAUUGUCAUAUUGAAGGAGGGUGUGACUAUGCACAGCGUCCUGCUGCUGCUCAUACCCUGGAUCAUGCUAGUUUCAGGCCAAGUCUCAGCACGUGCCUUUGCCUUCGCCUUCAUUGCUGACACGUGCGUGGUGGGCUUUCUGCUGGUGUCCGCCUUCUUCUUCUUCCAUCUCUUCCUGAUGUUUCGGGGUCAGACCACAAGGGAGUGGUACUCGACCCGCCGACCCUACAACCUCGGGCUCCUGGGAAACCUGCGUCACGCUCUGGGCCUUCGCUGGUACCUCUGCUGGCUUUGCCCACUCCUCCCAUCACCUGUCCCUGGAGAUGGGAUAAACUUCCAGGUCACAGGAUCGCUGGAACCCACCCGGUAACAGCUGAAGGUCUGAAUAUUAACAGGCCGCAUGUCUUUGCUUUAGUGGUGAUGGUUAAUGUUAUCGGGAGCUGCAGCAGCAGCAGGGAAGAUCACCUCAGUUCAAGAAGAGGUAGCUUGGGGUGGGAAGAAGCCAGUGCGUGGUUGUUUUAAGAUGUUAAUGGGUGUAACUGUCUACCGGUAUUUUCUCCGUAGUCUUUACCUUGUGCUGAGACAAAGAAAUGAUGGGUCUACUCUGGAAGGUAUAUUUACCUUGACCUAAAGGUAAUCUGUACUGUACACUCAUUGCCUCAGAGUAUUAACACAGAAAUUAGCAUUGUUCCUCAGGAAUACUGAGCCCUGAAAAUAUAUGUAAACAUCACUGAAAUGGGAAUGUAUUUUAUUGGUCAUGGAAAAUGUAUGAUUUUGAAAUCCUUGUUAACAAGCACCUGCAACUACAGACUACGACUCCUGGGUAGUCAUCCUCUUGGGAUGACAACUUAAAUGGACCUUUCUUGUACUGAUUAUUUUUAAGGUCUGUUCCUCAAUAUUCCAUAGGAUUCUUAAUCUUGUCUACAUCCACUCCUGAGCUCCAGCUGAGUUUACUACACAGAGCUUUUUACUGGAAAUUGUUGUACCAAGUGAGACGAUGAGAGCACUGAGAGGGUGUUCACAAGAGUUGACAACAUGUGUAAGAAAACAAUCAACAGAAAUUGUACAUAGUGUAAAAUCUAAUGUUGCAAUUUACAGACUAAUGUAAAGUAAUUAAGUGAAUACAGCAUUUAAAAUCUACUUAUUUACAUUUGGGCAGUCUUUGCCCAUGUUUCAUAUUACGCUGUCUAUGUUUCAGUCAGUAAUGUACUACUACAAACUAAACCUACAGUGUAACAACAUGACGUGUACUGACUUGACUGCUGUGUCCCAAUUCCCUACGACAUACUAAUUGUACACAGUAAUGUAUACAACUCUUUAUAACAUCCUGUUUUUGCAGUAGGUAUACGGGAAAUCAUUACCUUUUUAUACAAUAUGUUUGACACAAUAGAAUGAAAAUGAUAAAUCUUUUCCAUAUUUUCUGAGGUGUUUCUGGAGCUGUUUCACCUCACUGUUUAGAGUAUGUAGAAGACACUCCAUACUCAACCUGCUUUGAUUUAGUAUAUAGUGUGGAUUUGGGACACAGCUAACAUGUCUCACAGCGCUUGACGCCAACUGGACUUCUGUUACCUUAGUACAAUUUCCCCUUUUUUGCACUUUUGCUUUUGUCAUUUUAUUUCA
Molecule: messenger RNA, 2468 nt
Organism: Perca flavescens (yellow perch)
Lineage: Eukaryota; Metazoa; Chordata; Actinopteri; Perciformes; Percidae
Gene: zdhhc24
Product: zDHHC palmitoyltransferase 24
Exons: 3
Coding region: 343-1218 (291 amino acids)
Molecular function (GO): palmitoyltransferase activity
Source: RefSeq, a predicted model, not a curated record